This is a messenger RNA of Macrosteles quadrilineatus (aster leafhopper), 5271 nucleotides long. RefSeq names its product calcium/calmodulin-dependent protein kinase type II alpha chain (gene CaMKII). The coding region runs from base 69 to 1742 and encodes 557 amino acids. Gene Ontology annotation, molecular function: calcium/calmodulin-dependent protein kinase activity; calmodulin binding; ATP binding. The record is from RefSeq and is a predicted model, not a curated record. Gene Ontology annotation, cellular component: cytoplasm; neuron projection. NCBI's taxonomy places the organism in Eukaryota, Metazoa, Arthropoda, Insecta, Hemiptera, Cicadellidae. The transcript has 18 exons. Gene Ontology annotation, biological process: protein phosphorylation.
UGACCCUGGUAGUCGGUAAAGUAGUAGAUGGAUUUUCCAGUAGUGAAGUAAAUUUUGUAGUUAUCGGUAUGGCUGCUCCUGCAGCCUGUACGAGAUUUAGUGAUAAUUACGAUCUCAAGGAGGAAUUAGGAAAAGGAGCUUUCUCCGUGGUACGAAGAUGUGUUCAGAAAUCCAGUGGCCAGGAGUUCGCGGCGAAAAUAAUCAACACGAAAAAACUCUCUGCGAGAGAUUUCCAAAAACUCGAAAGAGAAGCUCGUAUAUGUAGAAAACUUCAACAUCCCAAUAUUGUGAGACUACACGACAGUAUACAAGAAGAAAACUUCCACUACCUCGUCUUCGAUUUAGUGACUGGAGGCGAGCUGUUUGAAGACAUCGUAGCCCGAGAAUUCUACAGUGAAGCAGAUGCAUCCCACUGCAUUCAGCAAAUCCUCGAGAGUGUUCAUCACUGUCACUCAAAUGGAGUCGUCCACCGGGACCUCAAGCCCGAGAACCUCCUGCUGGCCAGCAAGGCGAAGGGGGCCGCGGUCAAACUGGCUGACUUUGGACUGGCCAUUGAGGUCCAGGGCGAACAACAGGCGUGGUUCGGUUUUGCGGGAACGCCUGGGUACCUAUCACCCGAAGUCCUAAAAAAAGAGCCUUAUGGAAAACCUGUUGACAUCUGGGCAUGUGGUGUAAUCCUUUAUAUUCUGCUGGUCGGCUACCCUCCUUUCUGGGAUGAGGACCAGCACAGGCUUUAUGCUCAAAUUAAAGCUGGAGCUUAUGACUACCCGUCACCAGAGUGGGACACUGUCACCCCAGAAGCCAAGAACCUCAUCAACCAGAUGCUGACUGUGAUCCCCUCCAAGCGUAUUACUGCCUCUGAGGCCCUCAAGCACCCAUGGAUCUGCCAACGUGAGAGAGUGGCGUCAGUGGUUCACAGGCAAGAGACUGUCGACUGCCUCAAGAAAUUCAAUGCGAGGCGCAAACUAAAGGGCGCCAUUCUGACGACGAUGUUAGCCACUCGGAACUUCUCCAGUAAGUAUGAACCGCAAGGUCGCAGUAUUAUCACCAAGAAGGGUGACGGGUCCCAAGUGAAGGAAUCGACAGACAGCAGUACUACGCUGGAGGAUGACGACAUCAAAGAGGAUAAGGUUAAAGGAGGCGUUGACCGCAGUUCUACCGUCAUUGCUAAAGAACCUGAAGGCUUCGUGGGUGGGGGCGCCACUCCCCCUCCCUCCCCCGCAUCAUUCCCCCCUACCAAGCCCUCUGCAGUCUUCGGUUCGCCCUCGGCCUCCAAGUCAGGCCUCACCCUGGGGUCGGUGUUGUUGCAAGGUGCCCAAGCUCGCAAGCAGGAGGUGAUCAAGAUGACAGAACAGCUGAUUGAGGCCAUCAACACUGGUGAUUUUGAAGCCUACACGAAAAUAUGUGACCCUCACCUUACAGCAUUUGAGCCUGAGGCGCUAGGUAAUUUAGUCGAAGGAAUGGACUUUCACAAAUUUUACUUUGAUAAUGUGGUAGGCAAGAACUGCAAGGCGGUGAACACUACAAUACUCAACCCUAAUGUUCACUUGCUGGGGGAAGACGCAGCUUGUAUUGCCUAUGUGCGGCUCACUCAGUAUAUGGACAAGCAAGGCAUCGCUCACAGCUCCCAAUGCGAGGAGACACGAGUGUGGCACAAACGUGACAACAAGUGGCAGAACGUUCACUUCCAUCGCUCCACCAACUCCCCCUCCUACACGUUUGCGCCUACUGCGCACAAAUAAAAGACUUUUCGCAUCAGGUUUUCUUCUUCUAAUUCUACUUUUUCUUCUCACUAAAUCAACUUGUGCUGCCCGACUGUAUUGCACCCUUCUGGUGUUUCGUCUCUUAACACUGUUGCCAGUUCGGUUCCAGUUCCUUUUUCUGUAUCUGUAAUCUUUUUGUUUCUUUAAGGCUGCUCAAAACAUUUCAAUUAUUUACUGUACUGAUCGUAUUAUUUUUUAACGCAUUAAAUAUUUAUUUUAUCUUACGGAGAUACGAUCGUGAAGUACUUAAGAUGAAUGGAUUGUUGAUCGAUAAUACAGAUUAAUUGUAAAGAAUGUUUUGUUUCAAAAGAACAACAUGCACAAAAGUUCUCAAUUGAGAAUACGGCUUCAAGACUGAAACGGAAAUCAAAUGUAUUCAGAUGGAGAGAUAGCAGUGUCAAAGAGACGAAACACCUCGUCUAUAAGUGUAAGCUUAACAUAUUUCGUAGGUAAGUUGCCUUUCGACGUGGUGUCACGGACUGGCUAUUGAACUAUCUGGUUAGUUUUGUCUUCAACAGUUUUAGAUUCAUAACUCGAAUAAGGUGAAUUGUCAACGCAAACGACUAUUGUAUGCUUUAGGACAUUAGAAACUCAUAUAUAUACAUAUAAAUCUUUUUGAGCUUUAAUCUAGGUGGGAUUUUAUAAGAAUCUCAGUUGCAUGACCGAUCUCACAGUCAUUUCAAACUUUACAAUGUUCAUCUAUUUUAUAAUGGAAAUACGAACAUAUUUUUUGUUUAAUUGAUAAUCCAGAGUGCAUUUUAAAUUUUUUAAAUGUUAAAUUGUACUUAUUUAGUAGUUUUAAAUUGCAUGAUUAGUUGUUUUACACCACAAGUGGUACCUUGGAAAUUGUGUUUCAAAACAUAUUUAUUCAGUUUGUAUUUAAGCAAAAUUACCAUUAAAAAUUGAUAUAUUAGUCAGAAAUCGGUUUGUAGAUGUUGAUUGCCAAGGAUCCACGUGAUAGAGUUGGCCUAAUGCAAACUGUGAAUAUAAUACUAAUUACCAAUGGACAUGCAUGAAUCUGUAGCUGUAGUCAUAUUUGAAAGUGAUCAUCUUUCUUGGUGUAGACUUGAGUUAAAUCGAUAAGUUUUCAAGUGAAACUUUUAAAGGUAAUUAAAUAAUAUUUAAGUAACGUUAUAAGUAUAAUGUAUUCGUAUGUUGUACCGAUACAUUAUAUGUAUAAACACAUUAUAUAUACAUAAACAUAUGACAUUGUAAACUUCUCAUUGUACUUAUAUAUAAAUAUUUAUGUCAGUUGGACAUUCACUUUAUGUUGGUUGUGUUUCGUUGACCCCCACGUUACGGUUGUGGAGCGAAUGUUAUUCUUGUGUGAAUAUUUUGUAAGAUAGUUAUUGUUUAAAUUAUAAAUCGUGCUUUAAACUUUUCAUAGCUUUUAUUAAAUCGUAGGUUACGAUAACAGAAUCACUUGUUCGUAAAUUCUCCUAUCGAUAGGUGUAGCAUCUGAUCGUUUGCAAUCCUAUGCAAAUAUACGAAUUUAUCGUAAUAUAAUUUAACGCUAUUAUUAGUUGUGAUAGUCCUGUACGGUUCAUUACUGUUAUUUGUACAAAGUGGCUCCAAAGAUGUCCCAUUAGUCCUAUCGACAUCACGGCUGCGGCUUUCUCCGAACGUAUACCUUAGCGUAAGUGUUUUGAGCCACCUUGUCCAUAAUCCAUGAGUACAAACAUAAUUUAUUUAAAGCUGUUUAUAAUUAAAUGUACUUAUAAAUUGUCUUUUUUUGUAUUAAAUUUAAAUAGAUGAAAAACUUAAAGGCACUGAUAACUUACUGGUGUAUAUUGUUGCGGGAACAGGAGUCGUACGAUCAACUAGGCUAUAAGCCUGUUUCUGCAUUAUUUACCAUUCACCUUUGCCAUUUCAUGUUUCAAUGGUAAGUUCAAUGCUUUUUAUGCAUGCCCUUCACUAGUCAACAAGUUAUAAUAAUAAUAGUACCUUUGUCUGUAUUUAUUAUCCGCUCUAUAGUUUUACGAUAUCUUUGUUCCUGGGUUGAUACUGAGUGAUUUUAGUGUGUAUUAAUAUUGAAAUGUGUGUAUUUUUAUUAAUGUACUUUUAUGUGUUUUGUAUUCAAUAAUGUUUUUUUGUUUUAGUGCAAUUAUUAUAGCUCAUUUUAUAUAAUUGUUAAUUAACGUAAGUUUUUAUUGUUUUUGAAUUUUAUAUAAAUGUUAACUUUUUUUGUUAAUAAAAAGGAUUAUAACAUCAGAUAGGUGCUUAAUUUAAUAAAAUUGAGAUAACAGAGUAUCAUAAUCGAUCAAAUCGAUGUGGUUACUUAUUUUAUUUGCUUAAAACAUAGUAUUAAGGCUUUUGAAGAGUAUUACCGCCAUGACAUCACGAUUAGCUUAGUUUCUGGAAUAAAGUUCUGGCUGUAAUUUUCCGAUUGUUUACUUUACUGUAACUUGUGUAUACAUUUUAUAGUAAACUUGUUACAUUUUGAACAUUUAUUAAUCUUUAUCUCUAAAAUUGUUCAUAAUUUAUGAUAUAUUUAUAAAUAUAUAUAUAUAUACAAUGUUAUAUAGUACAAUUUCUUUGUAAGCGGAAAUUCGUGUUUUGAACUUAAUGAUACAUUUUAUAUUACAACUAUAAUUAUUUGUGAUCGUAUUUGGUAACUAACUUAUAAGGCAACCUAACACUUCACUAGAAACAUAUUUUCUACAACAAAUAUUGCCAAAUUGUAUCCAAACAACUACUGGACAAAAUCUAAACAAUAUCUAAACUUAGUUAAUUUUAUCAAGCCAUGAAGUUUUGAUUAUAGCACAGGAGUAGAAAUUAUAAAAAUGUGGUUGCCUCAAAAAUAUCUUUGUCUUGUAUAGUGGUUUUUGAAGGGUUCUUCCUGCAGGGUUUUGUAUCUGAGCUUAAGCAAGUACUUUCCUAUUCCAUGCUAGUACUGUACUACAUUUGAUGUAAAUGCCAUUUGUACCAAAGUGGUGUCAGUAGUUGUCAAAGACAAUUGAUUAACAUUUUGCAGUAAAUUAGCAAUCGGAUAUUUUAUGAAUAUUUAAACUGUAAACAAUCCCAGAUCAUGUAUCCAGUGCCAUUUCCAAUGUUGCCAUAAUUUUGUUUUCUGUGAUUUGCACUUUGUUCUUUUUUGCACUUAGGUGUUUAGCUUGAACUGUUACAUAAUAUGAACUUAUUAAAAUUUGCUAUUUAGUAUUUACAUAGGGCACUUGGUAGCUGCUCCAGCCGGUUCCAUAUUUUUAUGCGUUGUUCAGUGUAGUUUUUUAUACUACUAGACUCUCAAACUACAAAUUGUAUUAUAACACGAAACUUACCUAAUAUUUUAUUGAUUGUAUAAAAUUGUAAGUGAAGAAUCGUUGUAGUUUUUGUCUUGCUGGAAAUGAUUGUGUGUACAUGUGUUUGUUUUCUAUUACUUGUUUCGUACAUUUUAAACUAUUAUUAUUAUAACUUUGUUUUACAUGUUUUUGUUAUUUAUAAAAAUGAUGUGUUUUAAUUUUUCUCCAGAUUCAAGUCUUUUGUGGAAAAAUAAAAUACAUUAUGUCGA